GAGCUGCAGAUUCAGAUUCAGCGGACCUUCAAAUAUCACACACAUGCACUCACUCACACACAAGCCUGCUGUCACUCUGAUUUAACCGGCAUUUUUUAACACAUUUUAUUGACAUUUUUCUAAACCGGAGACAGAAACGGCUUUUCUCUUUGUUAUGGUGUUUAAUAGAGGAAGAAUGAGCUCAGAGACACUUCAGCUCUCAGGACUCUCUGAACUCCACUGAGUUUAUUAUCAUCACGCUGCCUGGGUUUUUUUGGAAGGAGGUGACAGAAGUUGAUUUCACGUGUUUUUGUGUUUUUUAAGCUCGUUUGUCUCAUUUAUGCGCAUGUUUUUUUAAACAUGGAAACAUGGACAACGGAAUAACGCAAAAACCAAGGGAUUAACAGCUGUAUCAAAAAGGAUUUGUUUACAUUUAUUUGAAUGCUCUUUUUUGUAUUUGUUGCUGUGAAGUGGAUAACCAUCUUCAGGAGGGAAAUAGAAGAUGACUUCAGUGUUUAGAAGCUCGAGGGUCCUAAUCUUCUGCACUUUGUUGGUCUGUGUAUUUGGUGGAGAGAUUGUGCCACCCCCAUCACCGGAUGUGUUUUCGGUAGCAGAAGGAGAGACACGCCUGCCCUGUCAGUAUAAACCAUCAGAUGAUGAAGAUAAAGUGGUUCAGAUCACCUGGAGUAAGGAAAAAUCAGAUGGAACCAAGGAACCAAUAAUAGUUGUGCAUCAUACAGAAGGACAGAAAGAAUUCGCUGAAUAUGAAGGGCGUGUACGAUUCGAGAGUGUUGACCCCAUGGUAAACUCUGCUCUGAUCAUCAUGAAUACAAGAAUUUCUGAUGAGGGCAAAUACAUCUGUACAUUUGCCACCUUCCCAUCUGGAAAAGUUGAGGCUCAGCUGUCUCUCACUGUAUGGUCCUCCCCCAUUUCCAACUUGGAGACUGUUACACUAGUGGAGGGUCAGGUGUUUGGGGUGGCUGCUACAUGUCGCUCCGUGGCGAAACCGCGGGCAGGUCUGUCCUGGGAUACGGAACUACCAGGCCAAAGCCAGAAUCGCAGCUUGGAAAAAGACAUAUCCUCCAUCCAGUUUUCCCUGUACCCACUGCGCAGCAUGAAUGGCCGCAAGCUGGACUGUCUGGUCUGGCACCCGACUCUAAAAACCCCCAAGAGGCACAGCAGUCAGCUUGUCGUAUACUACCCUCCAAAUGCAGUGAUCACAGGAUAUAAAAAGGACUGGUAUGUGGGAUUGGAGGGAGUGACACUACAGUGCGAUGGUCAAGGAAACCCAAAACCAGAGAAUUUCACCUGGACCAGGAAAGACGGAGGUUUACUAGAGGGUGUAACAGUGGAGAAGGGGGUUCUGCGGUUUAACAGGCCUCUCAGUCCGACAGACACAGGAGUGUAUGAAUGCACGGCCACCAAUCAGGCAGGGUCAGGAAAAUCUGACCUGGAAGUGACUGUAGCAGCAGAGAAACCUCCAGAACCCAGCGUUUUAGUGAUUAUUGUAGGAUGUGUGGCUGUUCUAGUGGUGAUCAUUCUGGUAGCUGUGGUCUUAACAGUGAACCGACACUACAAGCGAAAAAACAAAGAGCUGACUAUAGAGCUAAAUGAGAAAAAGGAAGAAAUCAGCACUCUGUCCAGACAGGCUUCAAUCAGAAGAGUAAACUCAGUUAACACAGAUUGCAAAUAUCAGAUGGAUGAGAUCAUGCCUCUAAGAGUUGAAGGAACAUUACGCACCAGCCUCAGUUCAUUGGACCACCCUCGUUCUAGGGACAGUCGUUCCACUCUAGGAGGGGCUGUGGACACCUUGGGUCGUCCGGUCAUUUACAACACAUCCAGGCGAGGAAGGGAGCGAGCAAUGGAAAGAGAGAGAGAAGGGGAGAGAGAGUUGUCUCGACUGAAAGUGGAGGCUUUUGUGAAGAGCAGCAAUAUGUCACUGGUGCAUUCGGAAAGCCACUUUCUCCCUCCUCUCCAAACUGCUGAACCUGUCAGGUCUCGAAACGGCAGUGCCAUUCUACCAGCAGAGGGCAGACCACAGUCAGGUGGGGGCAGCAGGGCAGGCAGCAGAGCAGGCAGUAGAACAGGCAGUAGGGGACACCAUUCACCCAUGAGUUCACCCAACAACCCGCCACUUACUGAUGCGGCACAGAGGAAUCCAGGACAAGCUUUUGGUGUGAUCCUGGGAGCAAGAUAUGAGGGGGAUGUGCUGGACAACAUUUCCAGCGCCACAGUGAGCUCUCAGACAUCAGAGGCCCGGUCCAGUCCCUUUGAGCAAACCAGUGUUAAACUGUGGCCUAAUUCGAAACCCGACAACAUCCUGCUCGGCCCAGAGACCAACGGGUUACACCCUGUCCACAAUGGUAUCAUGCAUCAUCAUCAGCCUCAGAUAGUGUAGGACCUCCCAUUCUACAGCUCAGAGCUUUGUACUGGAUACCAUCACUGAUCCAUAGAAGACUGGUAAUAAAUUUUAAAAGUGUUUGAAUACUUUGGAGACUUUGAAUAGUGGCAAAACUGGAGAUUCAGCAACUGGAACAAAAAGCCAUGCACGUUUUAUGGCCUUUCUUUAGUGACACCCUAAGGUGGAUUUUGAUGUUAUAAAAGAAUGUUUGGGUGUACACGGAUCCUCCAGGGCAUCAGGUAUAAAUGCAUUCAUUUUAGAUGCAAUGCUACCAUACCUGGAGAAUUGGUUUAGUUGGCUGUGCCUGUUUUGUUUAAAUGCUAUUUUACUUAUAGCUGCUCAAUCUAGAUUACAAGAAGAAACUCCACUCGACUAAGCAGUUUGUAAAACAGCAACCAGAAGGUUAUUGGUUUAAACCCCAGAACUGAGUAUUCCUGGUUGUUGCCUUGGGUUAGGCAAAUAACCCCACCACAGUUCCCUAGACUGUGCCGCUCCAAAUGUGGGCACAGUAAGGUACAGUCAGAUAACAAAGUGAAAAAAAACAUUGUACAAAAGAAAAAAGUAUUCUCUCUGGUUAGUCUGUAUCUUAAGGAAACUGUAGUUGUUGCCAAAGGCUUCACUAUUAGUGCAUACGGGACUAAAUGCCAAAAUGUGGACAGCCACCACACCCACUGGAACAUACCUUGUUACUGUUGGGAACAAGGUCCAUUAUCUGGACAUGGACACUCUACAUCCUGAUUUCUUAUGUCCCAAAUCAGGCACUUUGUGUAAUUUGGGAACAUUUUGUAUAGUAGGAGAACCCUGGGACACAGUGUACUACUUUUACAAACAGUCAGUAAUCAAUGUUAACUAUAUAUUUUUUUCUUUGCCAAAUACUUCCAUAGAACUGCAUACACCACCUACAUCACCUUGGACUAAACAAUGGAAACAUUAGCUUUUUUAUGCCCACGACACUAGAAGUGGUAAGAUUAGCACAUGCCUCCUCCGAUGUGAAGUCAGCCACCACCUCUUUUUGAACUGCCACUGAUGCAGCAUCAUCGAGGAGCCAGCACACUCUAAAGAAAGCGCAGCACCCCAGCUCUGAUACAUCAGCUAACAGAAGCCUGUGCUGACCAACAUCAUGCUAGAAUGAUGUGAUGGGAGGAAAUGCCACCAAUCCAACCCUGGCAGAGCAAGGCUCUUGUGUGCUCUCUCUGAUUCUGGCUGCUAAUGGCGAGCAUGAAUGAACGUCUGGAUUUACUGUCUACAUGUUUUGCAAGUGGAGCUUUUUGUGAAUAAGUGUUAUAACAGAUUGCAAUGCCUUCCAUGAGAAGAGAACAGCUGUUAAAUACUUCCCCAUGUGACCACAAGAGUGACCUGAACCCACUUGUUACAAAACACAGAGCACAUUAUAAUGCAAAAGGUCUUUUUUAAUGCUGAUGAAUCACAAAACAUUCCAUUAAAACACUCAUUUUUCCUAUUCAGUAUGUUGACUAUUAAUGAGAUGUAUGUUCUUAUUGCUAGUUGUGAUGAAAGCCAUAGAGAAGGCUAACAUGAAGUAUUAUAAAGAUUUCCAUUGGAUGUGAAAGUUUUGCGUGAACAUCAUGUUUGUUUACAGUUUAUUAUUGGUAUUUACCUUAACUAUGUUGUUUUAUGGCCAUCUAAAAGCUUCAUGUUUCCACUGUUAUUACCUGCCUGUUUCUUGUAUAACCAGUGCUGGUAUCGGGACUAUAAUCUUGGCAUGUGAUGACAGACGUUAUUUUGUUUAUCAGUUUCCAGAUGUACAUAAUUUUUGUUUUAUUAAUCUGAUACCUUUUUAUUAUUUUAAAGUCAGGAUAUUACUUAUAUGUGCCCACCGUGCUGCUGGAUAGUGCUGGGAUUCUGGGGACGGUAGGGGUGUUUGUAAGUGCAAACUAAAAAUGUACAAUAAUAAUCCUUUUCUCUGUA
Messenger RNA from Astyanax mexicanus (Mexican tetra), 4306 nucleotides. It is a transcript of the gene nectin4a, whose product is annotated as nectin cell adhesion molecule 4a. Lineage: Eukaryota; Metazoa; Chordata; Actinopteri; Characiformes; Acestrorhamphidae. The coding region runs from base 482 to 2377 and encodes 631 amino acids. The record is from RefSeq and is a predicted model, not a curated record. Gene Ontology annotation, biological process: heterophilic cell-cell adhesion; homophilic cell-cell adhesion. The transcript has 11 exons. Gene Ontology annotation, cellular component: adherens junction.